AUGAGUAUUAUUGAAUUAAGAGUUUGUGGAAGGUAAACAAUAUUAUUAUAGAUAUAGAUAUAAACUGGGACCAAAAAUAGGAGUUGGUAGUUUUGGUUAAAUAUAUCUUGCGAAGAAUGUGUAAUCAAAUCAAGAUGUUGCAAUAAAGAUUGAAGAAGUCAAAUCUAAACAUCCAUAGUUAUUAUAUGAAGGCAAGAUUCUAUAAAAUCUAUAAGGAGGAGUGGGUAUUCCAUCUAUGUUAUGGUUAAAUUAUUUGUUUCAUAUUUUCUUAGGUGCGGUUAAGAAAAUGAUUUCAAUUUUCUCGUUAUGGAUCUCCUGGGUCAAAAUCUAGAAGAAUUACUUGUGUUAUGUAAAAGAGCAUUCACACUCAAAACAGUCCUCAUGCUUGCAGAUUAAUUGAUCUCCAAUUUAGAAUACAUACAUUUUAAAAAUUAUGUUCAUCGAGACAUUAAACCUGAGAAUUUUCUUAUGGGAUGUGCUAAGAAGUCUCAUAUAGUUUACACAAUUGAUUUUGGACUUUCUAAACGAUAUAGGGAUGCUAGGACUCAUGAACACAUUCCUUUGAAAGAAGGAAAACCUCUUAUUGGUACUGCUCGUUAUGCCAGUAUUAAUACUCACAAAGGAUUUGAAUAAUCAAGAAGAGAUGAUUUAGAAGCUUUAGGCUAUAUGCUAAUAUAUUUUUUAAAAGGAACUUUACCGUGGUAAGGUAUUAGAGCAAAUAGGAAGGAAGAAAAAUAUUAGAAAAUUAUGGAGAAGAAAAUAUAAACUCCAAUUGAUUAAUUAUGUAAAGGUAUCUAAUUAUAUAAUGAAGGUGUUCCUAAUGAAUUUUAAUAAUUUAUGAAUUAUGUUAGAAAUCUUAGGUAUGAUGAAAAACCAGAUUAUUCAUUUUUGAAAAAGAUCUUCAAAGAAAGAUUUGUGAAGGAAGGUUAUGAAUAUGAUUAUGUUUAUGAUUGGAUUUUAAUACCAAUGAGUACUCGUAGUCCAUUUUAUAGUAGUAAAAUACCAUUAACAAUUGAAUUACUUUAGAAUGAAGAGAAGUAAAGUAAAUAAAAUAAUCAUUAGAUUUUUAAUUAAAGAAUAUGAUAAAGAUAGAUUUGGAGAAUCCAAUUUUAGUAAUUGGAAUAUGGUUGAGGAAUUGGAUAAUAAUCCAGUAGAUGAAGAUUAAUAACCAGAUUAAAAUAUUAAACCUGUUGAAUAAUAAAAACCAAAAAAACCAGAGGUUUAAUAACCAGCAUAGCAAUAAAAGAAAGAUAAGGAUUGUGCAAUAUUUUGA
This is a messenger RNA of Paramecium pentaurelia, 1273 nucleotides long. The record is from the annotation of a GenBank genome assembly. Lineage: Eukaryota; Ciliophora; Oligohymenophorea; Peniculida; Parameciidae.